AUGUCGGAAACACCACUGACUCCUCCAGCAAGACAAAGAACCAACAGAAACCAAUUUCUGCAGUAUUCUUUUCCAAACUACCAAGCUGGAUCAUCGUCAUCAACUAUAAAAACACCUUUACAUACUCAGAAGGGGUUAUUAACACCAUCCACAAUCACCAAAAAAUCCGUGAAAACACCAGUAAUAGAUAAUGGUUUAGUGAAUUUCUGCAAAAGGCCCGUAACCACAACCACCACAACCAACAAAGUGUUUUCACUUUCACCAACUACACCACAACGUUCACCUUGCAAAUAUACAGCUUCUUCAACACACCGCAAAAGAAACUUGAAUGAUAUAUUCCUGGAUUCUGCAACUAGUACUUACUCGAGAAGUACCGAAAAAAUAUCGUUUGGAUUGUUUUUACCUUUACCCUCGACUGUAGGAUCAGGUAGAAAGAUUGGUAAGUUGCAUGGCGGAUUUCUAAGUGGUACUAGUAAUAUACCAUUGUUUGAUAAGAAGAAAUUGGAAAGUUUGCGAGAUGAAGUCGAUAUUGAGGAGGAAAUCGAAAUGGAGGUGAUGAUUAAGGAAAAGGUUGAUAUAGAACCUAGUACUCCUGGCAAACAAAUUAUAGACGAUGAGACCGUGAGACAAUGGCACGGAAAACUGUUUAACGACAAAUUUUUUGAUGACGAGGAGGAGGAGAAUAAUGAUGAUGAUGACAAUGAGAACAAUAAUGAUGAGGAUGGUGAGAAGGUGAGGACUAUGUCGUAUUUGGAAACGAAAAAAAUCCCUCGUGCUAGUCUAAUUAACCCAUUUAUAGAGAAUGAAAAUGAGAAAGAUGCUAAUCUUGGGAAUAAUAAGCAGGAUUUACCUUCUAGAAUAGAUUACAACACACAUAUGGAAUUGGUUAAUAAUAAAACAGGGGAAAGAAAAGUGCUCAAGUUGACAAAGAACCAGAUGAAGUAUAAGCCAAAAAAAUUGUCCUUUGAAGGAAUAUGA
Molecule: messenger RNA, 978 nt
Organism: Lodderomyces oxycetoniae
Lineage: Eukaryota; Fungi; Ascomycota; Pichiomycetes; Serinales; Debaryomycetaceae
Gene: SOL1
Product: Sol1p
Exons: 1
Coding region: 1-978 (325 amino acids)
Source: RefSeq, a predicted model, not a curated record